Messenger RNA from Zea mays, 848 nucleotides. Its product is annotated as zinc finger protein ZAT11. The record is from RefSeq and is a predicted model, not a curated record. Lineage: Eukaryota; Viridiplantae; Streptophyta; Magnoliopsida; Poales; Poaceae. The coding region runs from base 93 to 629 and encodes 178 amino acids. The transcript has a single exon.
AGCAGUACUAUCCAUAUAAACAGCACCGACUUAUUGCAGAUACAGUGUUACAUUAGGCACGUGCUAAUAAUAUAUAGUACUUGUUCGACUAUAUGGCCGCCGCCACAGCCACCGAACGACCGACGGCGGCGAGCAGCAAUAACAAUAACGACCUGCUGCGGCGACUGGUCCUGUCGCUGUCGCUGUCGACGGCGAGCAAGGUGAUCGCGAAGCAGCAUGCCCAGCACAAGCAGCACCAGCAGGCAGCUGCCGGCGCGUUCCGGUGCCGGACGUGCGGGCGCGCGUUCCCGACGUUCCAGGCGCUCGGCGGGCACCGGACGAGCCACAAGCGGUCGCUGGUGCGCGCGCGCGGCCUCGACCUCCUCCUCGGCGCGCGCCCCGGGAAGGGCGCGGCCGCGGCCAGAGACGUGCACCGGUGCACCACCUGCGGCGCCGCGUUCCCCACAGGGCAGGCGCUCGGCGGCCACAUGCGCCGGCACAGAGCGGCCGCGCACGACGACGAGGGCGAGGCGGCGGCGGCGGCGAGGGCCGUUAUUGUCAAUAAUGCCUUGUCGUCUGGAGAGCAGCAGGGCGAGAGGGAGGUCGACGAUGGCGCGCGGUCGUCCAUUAGGUUUUUCCAGUUCAUAUGACCGGUAGCUAGAUACUUUGUUGGAAGAAGUGGUCGCAUACAAUAAUAAUGCCAGAUUAAUUAAACGUCUCUUCAUGGCCUCGUGUGUUUAUACAUAACGAGAGGUCUAGUUUCGUUUAGUUUAGUUUAUUACCCAACUGCUACUGCAAUAAAAAUACAGAUUUGGAAAACAAUGUAUAAGGUUUAAAGUUUCUGACCUUUUUAUUACAUGUAUAGUAUA